UUCCAGAUGGACAGCAGUCAAAAGAUUCGGCCCGGACUGGUGUCUUCACGACUUCUACCACGAUCUGUUCCAGUCAAUGGAUAGGUUCAAAGAAAAUAGAAUCCAAGACUGCUGAGAUUAUUAAUCACUAGACCACUCUGCGUUUGGGGUGCUCUCUAUAGCCAUUAUCGUCUCCUAUCCCGUCGGUAUUUGGGUACAGUACAGCAAAGAAAAGGGUGAAGAAGAAGUUGAGGAUUGGUUGCUUUUUACAAUCUUUUCCUUGAAGGUGGUGGAGUGAGCACUGGGUGGUGGGUAGCAUCAGAAAACACUAGCCAAGCUAGUCUGGGAGCCUCGUGUACUAGACACCAUUGUAUAUAUUCUUGACCCAUCACAGAAAUUGUUGCAGGCAUCAUACUCCAAGGAAGAUGAAUAUUAUUGCACAAAUGUGGUAACGGAAAUGGCAGCUGAGAACAUCAGUGUUUCCAUUGCUUCUAAGAUUGCAGAACUCUUGGUGGAACCAAUAGUACAUCAACUUCGUUACAUAUUCUGUUUCAGCAACAUUGCUGAAGACCUAAAGCAGCAAGAGAAAAAUCUGACUCUAGCCCAAGAUCGAGUGCAAAAUGCAGUUGAUGCAGCCACUAGGAAUGCUGAAGAAAUUGAGAAAGAUGUGCUGGCAUGGCUGACAGAUGCAAACAAAGCCUUGGAAGAUGCUAAGUGCCUGGAAAAUGAAAAAGAGGAAGGCAAAAGGUGCUUCUCCAAAUGGUGUCCUUAUUUUAUUUCGCGAUACCGAUUGAGCAGAAAAAUGGCUAAGAAGGGACUUAGUCUCUCUAAGCUGCAAGAAAAGGGGAAUUUCUCUCGUGUCUUCUACUACGCUACUCUCCCUUGCAUAGAAUUCUUAUCCAAGGAUUUCAUGCCUUCUGAAUCAUCAAAACUGGCUCUUAAUCGUAUUAUGGAAGCACUUAGAGAUGACAAUGUCAACAUGAUCGGGCUGUAUGGAAUGGGAGGGGUGGGUAAGACCACCUUAGUUAAAGAAGUGGGGAAGCAAGUCAAUCAGUUGAAGCUUUUUGAUGAAGUUCUGAUGGUUGUGAUAUCCCAGGCACAGGACUUGAUACAGAUUCAGGAUCGAAUGGCAGACAAGUUAUACUUAGAUAUCCGUGAAAAGAGUAAAGAAGGGAGAGCAAGCAGAAUAUGGAAAAGUUUGAAGAAUAAGAAGAAGAUUCUGAUAAUCUUAGAUGACAUUUGGAGAUAUCUUGACUUGAAAGAAAUAGGGAUCCCACUUGGUGAUGAUCAUAAAGGUUGCAAAGUUCUUCUUACAACUCGUCUUCAACAUGUAUGCAUUUCGAUGGACUGUCAAAGAGAGAUUCCACUACAUCAUUUAACUGAAGAUGAAGCAUGGGCUUUAUUCAAAAAGAAUGCGGGUGUAUGUGAUGACUCCUCUUCUGUCUUGAACAACAUGGCAGUGGAAGUGGCAAGAGAAUGCAAGGGUCUGCCUAUAGCUAUUGUGACUAUGGGAAGGGCUUUAAGAGGUAAAAAUCUCGAAGGAUGGGAAGCAGCAUCUCAAAAGCUUAAAAAGUCUAGACUUACAGAUAUUCGAGAUGUUGACAAAGAUGAAAAUGCUUAUGCAUGUCUUAAGUCGAGUUUUGAUUAUUUGCAACGUGAGCAGACCAAGUUAUGCUUCUUGUUGUGCUCUUUGUUUCCUGAAGAUUGUGAAAUUUUUGUUGAGGACUUGGUGAGGUAUACAGUUGCUUUAGGGCUGUAUGUGGAUGCUCAGUCAAUAGAGGAAACAAGGAGCGAAGUGUGUGAAGCAAUUUGUGUUCUCCAAGCUUCUUCUAUGUUAUUAGAAACUGAGAGUGAAGAAAGUGUGAAAAUGCAUGACGUGUUUCGUGAUUUUGCCUUGUGGAUUGGAUCCAAAAUGGAAAAUGGAUUUAAGCUUAGAGCUGGCUUUGGGCAGGAGGAGAGGUUGAGGACUAACAGCUUUGAGAAAUGCACAGCUAUCUCCUUAAUGGAUAGCGAUAUACGAGAAGUUGCUAAUUGGCUGGUUUGUCCGCAGCUAAAAAUGUUGUUGUUGUUGUAUGGAAAAAGAACAGAAUUCAGCCUAAAAGAAGAUUCUAGCGAUACGGAAGAAGGUUCUACCAAUGUGGAAGAAGGCUGUAAUAGUAUUCAUACAUUUUUUGAAGGGAUGAAGGAACUUCAAGUUUUAUCUAUAGCCCAUGAGUUCUUGUCGACACAGUCACUUGAAUUCUUAACGAACCUUCAUACCCUACAGCUAAAAUAUUGCAGCAUCGCUACGGAUCUUACUUCACUGAAGUAUCUGAAGAAACUAAUGAUUCUUGAUCUCCAUGGUUCUCCUAUUAAAGAAUUGCCGGAAGAAAUUGGAGAGCUAAAUAAUUUAAGGUUACUGGAUUUGGCCGAUUGUCAACAGCUGAAGAGGAUUCCUCCCAGCACAAUUCAAAGAUUAUCCAAACUUGAAGAGUUAUACAUUGGUAACUCCAGCUUUUGCAAAUGGGGGGUUGAAGGGACAAGUGACCAAAGAAGCAAUGCUAGUUUGAUGGAACUCAAUUCACUAUCACACUUGGCAAUAUUAUGGCUGUACAUCAAUGAUAAACAUAUUCCUAGGGACUUUGCUUUCCCCAAUUUGAAUAAAUACUGUGUGGAAAUAAACUCUGGAAAUAUGAGCCGUAAAUUCUCAUUAAGGCCUGGGACUUCAACCUCAAGGUGUAUUUCUAUCAGUGAUCACAAUAUCAACACUCCGAAUGUGUUGAAGGAGUUGUUUCUGAAUGUCUAUGAUCUUUCUCUUGAUAACUCAGGCAUCCAGAAUAUCAUUCCAGAGAUGGAUCAGAGGGGCUUUAAUCAUCUGAUUCAGCUUAGCUUUUUCUUAUGCAGUAUGAAAUGCCUCAUCAGUACAAUGCAGCAGCAAGUGCCGGCAAUUGCAUUCUCAAAUUUGCAGCGGAUACACAUAGGCCAAACGAUUCUGAGAGAAAUAUGUGAUGGUGAGCCACCAGAGAAAUUCUUGGAGAAAUUACAAACAAUUGAGAUGUUUGCAUCUCAUGGGAUGCUUACCCUAUUCCCAGCAAAGUUGUGGCGAGCAUUGCAAAAUCUGGAAACUGUGGUUAUUCAAGAGUGUGAUGAUCUGCAAGAAGUAUUCCAACUUGAUGGACUUAGUGGAGCAGACAGGAAUUUGCUGUCAAAAUUAGUAACAAUGAGGUUGGAAUCAAUACCAAAACUGAGGUAUAUAUGGAAGGGGCCUGUUUGUCAUGUGAACCUCAAAAGUCUCACUUAUUUAAAGUUGGAUGGUUGUGACAGGCUGACAUUUAUUUUCUCACCAUCGCUUGCUCGAAGUUUGUUGCUGCUAGAAACACUUGAUAUAAGAUAUUGCAAUCAACUUAAGCAUGUUAUAGCAGAAAAGGAUGAGGAGAGGGAGGAAGCAGUUUUAGAAGCUUGUGAGCAACCAGUUGGCCUGCAGAACUUAAAGACUUUGAAAAUAUGUGGAUGUGACAAAUUGGAAUAUGUGUUCCCAAUCUCAUUUUCUCAAGGUCUCCUGCACCUAGAAGAGAUCAAUAUACAGAAUGCUAUAGAAUUGAAGCACAUUUUCAGUAAAGGAAAAGAAGGUUUGCAUUCUGGAGAUGGGAAUGACAACAUGCUCCAUGAACCAAGAGAACUUGAACUUUCAUAUUCAUCAAAUCCUAGCUAUUUCUGCUCAGGAAAUUAUGUUGUGGUAUUGCCAUUUCUGAAGCACUUAGAAUUUGAGGGGUGUCCCAAGUUAUCAAUCAACUAUGUUAUCAAAAUAUCAAUUCUUCUCAAGGAAUCAACAAGUUCAGGACAAGCAAGAGUCAAAAAUCCUGAAGGAAUACAACUGAAAACUUUAAUCAUAACUGGAUGCGCAGAAUUGGAGCACAUUAUUGUUAAGGAUGAUGAUGAGAGGGACAAAGUCUCAUUACAGAAUCAUAUUCAAUCUAUGUGCUUCACUAAUUUGCUCCACAUUGAAGUCUACCGUUGCAACAAAUUGAAAAGACUCUUCCCAAUCGCAAUUGCUCAAGGUCUUCCACAUGUUAAAUAUCUUGAAAUAAUAGAAACUUAUCAAUUAGUGGAAGUUUUUGAUUGUGAUGGUGAAGCAGAUACCAACGAUAAGAAUGAGAUAGUGAUGCCAAAGCUGGUGAGGUUGACAUUAAAAGAAUUGACAAGUCUUAUCCACUUCUGUCCAGGACGUUAUCAUUUUGUAUUCCCAUGUCUAGAAACAUUAACUGUACAAGGAUGUCCUCUCAUAACAACAAGGUUUACUAUUGCACCGAAUGGUUCUGUUCAUGCAAAAGCGAAGAAAACACAAAUUGUUAAGCAAGAUGUAGCUAAUUGGAAUGCAUCAACUCUAGGCUCUGCCAAUGAGGAAAUAGAAUGGAAUCGGGAGCAGCAGGGUGCAUUACCUGCAUACAUGGAAGAUGAAAACGAAGCAAAGGCACUUCAAGUAGUCGAGGAUUCAAGCAAUGGUAACUCCAGGCCGACCAACAUGAUAUUUAGAAACAUCCAGGGCAUGGGAUGUUGCCUAAGCAGAGGUGGUUAAUAUGCUUUGCUGCCCUUGGCUUUUGCAGAACUGUUUGGUUCAUUGCGUUUCAAGUGCAAAUAAACAUUAAUUUCAUCUUCAGUAUAUCGAACGGUUUUUAUUUUUUUAUGUUCAACUUGUAAAAUUAAGUUUAUGUUUGAUCAUGUGUUUGGUAUGCAGACUCCUAAGCUGCUUGCAGUUUUAACAAGGAUUCAGAAGCUAAAUUUGCCAUUUGUACUUGGAAUCUAUGAAUCUGCAACUUGAAUAUUGAAGUUA
Molecule: messenger RNA, 4789 nt
Organism: Manihot esculenta (cassava)
Lineage: Eukaryota; Viridiplantae; Streptophyta; Magnoliopsida; Malpighiales; Euphorbiaceae
Product: probable disease resistance protein At4g27220
Exons: 9
Coding region: 437-4534 (1365 amino acids)
Molecular function (GO): ADP binding; ATP hydrolysis activity
Source: RefSeq, a predicted model, not a curated record